Penicillium taxi is the source of this 852-nucleotide messenger RNA. RefSeq names its product Short-chain dehydrogenase/reductase SDR. The transcript has a single exon. The record is from RefSeq and is a predicted model, not a curated record. Gene Ontology annotation, biological process: phosphatidic acid biosynthetic process; triglyceride catabolic process. Gene Ontology annotation, cellular component: lipid droplet; endoplasmic reticulum. Gene Ontology annotation, molecular function: acylglycerone-phosphate reductase (NADP+) activity; triacylglycerol lipase activity. NCBI's taxonomy places the organism in Eukaryota, Fungi, Ascomycota, Eurotiomycetes, Eurotiales, Aspergillaceae. Bases 1 to 852 code for a protein of 283 amino acids.
AUGACACCACGAACUGUUCUUAUCACGGGCUGUUCCGACGGCGGCCUCGGAGCCUCCCUCGCUCUCGCCUUCCAUGCUGUAGGCCUAAAGGUCUAUGCUACAGCGCGUAAUUCUUCCAAAUUAGGCCAGGUAUCAGCCGCCGGGAUCGAGACCCUCGUUCUCGAUGUGCUAUCCAGCGAGUCGAUCAAGAACGCCGUGAUGAAGAUUCCAAAUCUCGAUAUAUUGGUCAACAAUGCCGGCGCCGAAUAUCUCAUGCCUGUAACUGACGUGGACAUUGCUGAAGCUAAACGCCUGUUCGACCUGAAUGUCUGGAGUUAUAUCGAGGUUACACAGGCGUUCUUACCUCUGCUUCUCAAAAGCCCCCAUGGCGCUUUAAUCGUUAAUCAGUCAUCUGCGGCCUCUGUAACCGUACUACCUUUCCAAGGCGUGUACACUGCCUCUAAGGCGGCUAUUGCUAUGUUGUCCGACACUCUACGGCUCGAGUUAAGCGUCAUGGGAAUCACUGUUGUCGACCUAAAGACUGGAAUGGUGUGCUCCAAUCUAAUUAAGAAUCAAGUGGAGGCAAAGCCAGCAAUUCUUCCAGCAACGUCGAUAUAUUAUCCAGCACGCGAGAUAGUGGAAAAGACCAUGAAUCAGGAUGGCCCUGCCGAAUAUGGGAUGCCAAAUAUGCAAUGGGCGACAGCGGUGGUGGGUGAUUUGCUCAAGAAGAAGCCACCCCCCUUGAUCUGGAGGGGAGAGCAGGCUUGGCUUGCGAGGCUGAUUUGUCUUCUACCUCUCGGAAUAUUUGAUGGAAUGCUGAAGAAGAUGGGUGGGUUGGAUAUCGUGGAGAAGAUCAUGAAGCUUGGAGCAUGA